Molecule: messenger RNA, 1812 nt
Organism: Fragaria vesca subsp. vesca
Lineage: Eukaryota; Viridiplantae; Streptophyta; Magnoliopsida; Rosales; Rosaceae
Product: phospho-2-dehydro-3-deoxyheptonate aldolase 2, chloroplastic-like
Exons: 5
Coding region: 55-1596 (513 amino acids)
Biological process (GO): aromatic amino acid biosynthetic process
Molecular function (GO): 3-deoxy-7-phosphoheptulonate synthase activity
Source: RefSeq, a predicted model, not a curated record
AGACUCUGACACACACCUCCAACAACACGCAGAUAUCUCCAGACACACUCAGAUAUGUCUCUGACAGCCGCCGCCGCCUCUCCUAAUCUCACCGCCCCAAACCCCUUCCUCUCCCGUACCACCCUUUUCAAGCCUUCCCAACUCCUCACCCUCCCCAGAACUUCCAGAACAUUAAUCUCCGCUGUCUCCUCAACAAUCUCCUCCUCCGACUGGGCCGUGGACUCAUGGAAAUCCAAGACGGCCCAUCAGCUCCCGGUUUACCCCGACCCGGACGAGCUCCGGUCCGUGUUGACCACCCUGGAGACGUUCCCGCCAAUUGUGUUUGCUGGAGAGGCCAGGCGGCUGGAGACCUUGCUGGGCAAGGCGGCUCAGGGUGAGGCCUUUUUGCUUCAGGGUGGGGAUUGCGCUGAGAGCUUCAAGGAGUUUAAUGCUAAUAAUAUUAGGGAUACCUUCAGAGUGUUCUUGCAGAUGGCCAUCACUUUGAUUUAUGGGGCCCAAAUGCCAGUCAUCAAGGUUGGGAGAAUGGCAGGUCAAUUUGCAAAGCCUAGGUCUGAUAAUUUUGAGACUAGAGAUGGCGUGAAGCUCCCAAGUUAUCGCGGAGACAAUAUCAAUGGUGAUGCUUUUGAUGAGAAAUCAAGAAUACCAGACCCACAAAGGUUACUUAGAGCAUAUCUACAAUCUGUUGGUACACUGAAUCUCCUCAGAGCUUUUGCCACUGGUGGUUAUGCUGCAAUGCAGAGAGUCUCAGAUUGGAAUCUUGACUUCGUGGAGCAUAGUGAGCAAGCAGACAGGUACAUGGAACUUGCACAGCGAGUGGAUGAAGCUAUUGGAUUCCUUAGUGCUGCUGGGGUUACUCAGAACAAUCCAAUCAUGAAUACAAUUGAGUUUUGGAUAUCUCAUGAAUGCCUCCAUUUACCAUAUGAGCAGGCCUUGACUAGGGAGGAUUCAACAUCUGGCCUAUACUAUGAUUGUUCUGCCCACAUGCUUUGGGUAGGGGAGAGGACUCGACAAUUGGAUGGUGCACAUAUUGAAUUCCUUCGUGGUGUAUCCAAUCCUCUUGGCAUUAAGGUGAGUGAUAAGAUGGACCCAACUGAGCUUGUGAGACUAUGUGAGAUUCUUAACCCUCAUAACAAACCUGGUAGACUGACAAUAAUUACCAGGAUGGGAGCAGAUAACAUGCGGGUAAAGCUCCCCCAUUUGAUAAGAGCUGUCCGCCAGGCAGGGCUUAUCGUUACAUGGGUCAGUGACCCCAUGCAUGGGAACACAAUAAAGGCUCCGUGUGGGCUGAAGACACGGCCAUUUGAUUCAAUCAGGGCUGAAUUGAGGGCUUUCUUCGAUGUCCAUGACCAAGAGGGGAGCUAUCCUGGAGGAGUGCAUCUGGAAAUGACUGGGCAGAAUGUAACUGAGUGCAUCGGAGGGUCAAAGACUGUGACUGUAAAUGACUUGAACUCCCGAUACCACACACAUUGUGACCCCAGACUGAACGCAUCGCAGUCACUUGAGUUGGCCUUUCUAAUAGCAGAUAGGUUGAGGAAAGACAGGUUGAAAAGAUCAUCUAGGACUGAUUCUCAGAUGAGUGGCAGUGCUUCAGUGUAAUUAAGCUUCUACAAUUGAGUUGUUGUUCCUUGGAUUUAGGUGUCUUUAUUUUGGGACUUCUAAAAAGGGUCUUGUAAGGAUAAUGACAUUUUUGUGAACAUGAAUGGUUUGCGCCUUGAGCAAUGAGGGUUUUAUUUAGAUUUCAUUUUGGUUAUGAAUCCAUAACUAGAACAGAUGUAUAAGAAGUCUUGAGAACCAAAUAAAGGAUCAAUCUUA